Messenger RNA from Fomitopsis serialis, 2283 nucleotides. Its product is annotated as kinase-like domain-containing protein. Gene Ontology annotation, cellular component: cytoplasm. Gene Ontology annotation, biological process: intracellular signal transduction; regulation of MAPK cascade; protein phosphorylation. The transcript is spliced from 9 exons. Bases 1 to 2283 code for a protein of 760 amino acids. Gene Ontology annotation, molecular function: ATP binding; protein serine/threonine kinase activity. The record is from RefSeq and is a predicted model, not a curated record. Lineage: Eukaryota; Fungi; Basidiomycota; Agaricomycetes; Polyporales; Fomitopsidaceae.
AUGGCCUUCAACCAGGUCACCGCGACAUCCUUGACCCCAUCGCGGCCUGCACCGGCUGCGCCUAUGCGCCGCGGGCCCGACGUCGGCAACGCACUCGCUUCAUCCGGCUACGCCUCCUCGUUUUCUGUAGGCAUGUCCUCGCCAUCUGGCUCAUCAUACGCUCCAUCCUACUCGGGCAUCGGCGCAUCACCAAUUCGCAACACUGACAUGUACUCGGGCUCGGAGGUCGUCAGGGCUGGGAUGGUAGCGGUGAAGGAAGACGGGAUCGUCAGCUGGCUUUGGCGGCCAAAGUGGUUGGUGUUGAGGGAGGGCACGCUGUCUAUGCACAAGAGCGAGACGUCUCCACAACAUCAAUACCUCAUCCCAAUAUCUGAAAUUGCCAACAUCGAGCGGACAGACCUCAAGCCAUAUUGCCUCCUGCUCGAGACGAAAGACAAGCGGUGGUUCCUGUCGUUGAAGAGCGACGAGGAGCUCUACGGCUGGCAAGAUGACAUCUAUUCUCGAAGUCCAAUGGCAGGCGUCAGUAACCCGACGAACUUCGUCCACAAGGUCCAUGUCGGUUUCGAUCCUGUGUCCGGAGCGUUCACGGGUCUACCGGAAGCCUGGAGCAAACUACUCACGAAGUCCGCUAUUACACGAGAAGACUAUGCGAGAGAUCCACAGGCCGUGCUCGAUGUCCUUGAAUUCUAUACCGACCACCAGAAGCGGGAGAUGGAGGAGUUGGGAGUGGGUUAUGGUCCAUCUCUGUCGCCUUCAGGCCCCUCUAGUGCAAGCAGCAUGAGCAACUCAAGCCUCUCACCGUACUCCGACUCCUCUAGCGCACCCCGUUUCAAUGCUGGCACUGGCUUUGGCGGUGCAGGCAUGGGCAAGAUUUCCCCUUUGGAGGGGCGGCCCUCCAUAUCGCGACAGGACUCCGCACCUACAGGCUUGAACGGUACCGAUACCGUCUCAAGCACCCCCGCCGCGCUCGCACGCGCUGCUGAGCUCGUCAACGGCUCGGCAGUGCAGCACGCAAACACCAUCUCCGCCGCCCAGACGAACCAGGGCAUGCGCCCCGGCCUCGCGCAGGGCAUGUCCCCCGGCUCGCUCACACCAUCGCGCCCGCUCCCGCUCGCCCACUCUCGCCAACCGUGCUGCACCCCCCGCGCCGAAGCGCAGGGCCCGCAUGGCGGCGAUGGGCAAGUGUCGAAGCCACCGGGGCUGAACGGCGAGGCGCGGGCUGAGCAGGAUAAGCGGCCGCAGAUGGUGCCGAGCAAGACAUCUCCUGCGACUAGCCAGCCGGCGUCGCAGCCCGUUAACGGCGCGCUGGCGCGACGCGCAGCCGCGCUGGAGAAGCCGAAGGAGAAGGAGAAGCGGAUAAGCACGAUGAACGAGGCGCAGAUCAUGGAGAAGCUGCGCAACGUGGUGAGCCAGACAACCCGAAGUCGUUGUACAGCAAGAUUCGCAAGGUCGGCCAAGGAGUGCAGGUUGGCUAUGUACGAGCGUAGUGCAUCGGGACACGUCUAUGUCGCGAAGACGCUUGCGACGGGCAAGAUGGUUGCUAUUAAGGAGAUGGACCUGUCGAACCAGCCACGCAAGGAGCUCAUCGUCAACGAGAUCUUGGUCAUGAAGGAGUCCCAGCAUCCAAACAUAGUCAACUUCCUCGAGUCGUACCUUGUCAAGAACAACGAGCUCUGGGUCGUCAUGGAGUACAUGGAGGGUGGUGCGCUGACGGAUAUCAUCGAGAACAACACACUCGAGGAGGAUCAGAUCGCGAGUAUCUCUUUUGAGACUUGCAAGGGCCUCGGGCAUUUGCACAGCCAGAGCAUCAUCCAUCGCGACAUAAAGUCCGACAACGUGCUCCUGGACGCACAAGGCCAUGUCAAGAUCACCGACUUCGGUUUCUGCGCGAAACUCACUGACCAGAAGUCGAAGCGUGCGACGAUGGUGGGCACACCGUACUGGAUGGCACCGGAGGUCGUCAAGCAGAAGGAAUACGGCGCCAAGGUGGACAUCUGGUCCCUCGGUAUCAUGGCUAUCGAGAUGAUCGAAAACGAGCCACCAUACCUCGAUGAGGAGCCGCUGAAGGCUCUGUAUCUCAUCGCAACGAACGGCACGCCGACGCUGAAGAAGCCGGAGGCGCUCAGUCGGGAGCUCAAGGGCUUCUUGAGCGUAUGUCUUUGCGUGGACGUCAAGAGCAGGGCAACAGCGGACGAGCUCCUGGAGCAUGACUUCCUGAAGAAAGCAUGUGCGUUGUCGGGCCUCGCACCUCUGCUGCGGUUCAGGAAUAAGCAAGCAUCGUGA